GACAACUUUGUCGUGAAUUGGUGCUGUAUGAAUAAAGCUGUAUUGAACUGGAGUAUUUAAAGUCUUCCAGCAGACGGCACCAGAAUGAACCUGUUCCUGUUCGUCUCUUUCUCUCCCUCCAUCAGAUAAUUCCACAUUUCCAACCAUCUCAUGUUUCCAAGUUUUGGCCGACAUGGCAGAUCCACACGCCAGACACGCAUACACGGCCUGACCUGGUUGGACAUCAGCCAAUCCCAUCAUGCACACACAGUUAAUCUUCCCGGUUAAUGAGCAGCCUUUUGUCUGUUUGAGUGGUUCCUGAAGAGAUUACUAAGGCAGUCGGACAUCUGCUGGUUAACAUCAGCUUAUCACACGAGCUUCCGGCCCUCGUUCUGCUCCAUGAGUGGCUUCGUGGCUUCGGACGGAGGCGAGCCUGCAGAGGUGACCUGCAGCUUCUAGCAAACAGGACCAAAGAAGAAACUAAGAGACGCAUGAAAACAGGAGUGUUCACUGGUCCGAAGUGCCUGACGAGAAGAUGAAGAUGUGGACUAAAAACAGACCAAGAUGAAAGUAAAGUAGAAGAAGAAGGGAAGACAAAGCCAGGAGAAGGAGGAAGAACAGACUUUAAGAAGAGGAAUCGAUGAGGAGAUAAACUCUGAGAUCUGCUCUACAGCCACACACAGAGGAAGCAGGAAUUUAUGCCUUUGGAACCAUGGAAGAUAACCAGUGUGUGCUGGAAAAUGGAGACUGCGACUCUACACGACAGACCAGUGACAUCACCUUCAGCGCCAACAUUAGCCCCGCCCACGGCCUGCAGAGGAAGCAUCUGCUGUGGCAAAAAGCAGUCAGGAACAUCAUCGACCAGCACAACCUGUACUCGUUGAGGCUGGCCGGAGGGCUGGAGAGGAGCCGGCACUGCAUCACCGUCACCGAUGCCUACAUCGCCGACAUCAACAGGCAGAUUCGCAGUAAGACAUCUCGAGGAACUAUUUGGCAGAAGCGUCGUUCAUCAGCAGCUCGUGUUCAUCCAAUAACACAGAGAGUUUCCAGGGAGACACAAACAACACAAAAGUCUCUUACCGAUGCCGACUUCUUCGUAUCGAGUGGAUCGACAGUUCGAGGCCUCUUCCUCCCCACACUGCAGCACACAUUCAAGUCUGCAGACUUGGAGCAGCUGUACCAGCAGUUUUCCUCGGCUCAGAGAAGAACCUCGCUGGUUGUCACCAACAUCGUCGACAUCCUCACCAGAUUGUUUAUAUCACUGCUGACGUGGCCGGCAGGCUGGGGAGGUGUGGCCUGCAACUGGCUAACUGGCCUAUCGGUGGUCCUGUGGGCGGGGAUCUGCGUGUUAGCGCUGACUAAGAGGGAUGUGAUGUCAUCAUCACAGGUGCUCAGGUCCCUUUCUGUGGUCAGCUGGGCGUCUCAGACUAUCCAGAUUCUGGUUGGUGUUUUCAGCUGGGCUGAUAGCCAUCAUUCCUGGUAUGUUUUCUUCUCUCUUUUCUCCACCUACACACUUCUGCCCCUCCCUCUCCUCUGGUCCAUCGUUGCUGGGACAACAACCUCCAUCCUGCACCUAAUGGUGGAUGUCUGCUCUCACUACAGUGACACAACAUUCAUUCGAAAGGUGAUGUCGAAGGCCUUGCUGUAUCUGGCUAUGAACACUGCCGGUCUUUCCAUUCACUACCUUUCUGACCGGACUCAGCGGCAGAGCUUCCUGGAGACCCGACGUUGCAUUGAGGGACGAGUCCGCCUGGAGAGGGAGAACCAAAGACAGGAGCGUCUUGUGAUGUCCAUCCUACCCCGCUUUCUGGUUCUGGAGAUGGUUGCUGACAUGACCACUGUGGAUGAAUUUCUUCUGCCUCAGCAGUUCCACAAGAUCUACAUCCACCACUACAAGGACGUUAGCAUCCUGUUUGCAGACAUCAUCGGCUUCACGUCUCUCUCUUUGAUUCUUUCGGCUCAGGAACUCGUUAAAACUCUGAACGAGCUCUUUGGACGCUUCGACAAGCUGGCUGAGGAGCACCAGUGUUUGCGCAUUAAGAUCCUGGGUGAUUGUUAUUACUGCGUCUCAGGAGUCCCGGAGCCUCAACGUGGACACGCCCGCAGCUGCGUGGAGAUGGGCCUCAGCAUGAUCGGUGCCAUAAGGUAUGUACGUCGAGAGCUGCAGCAAGAACUGGACAUGCGGAUUGGUGUCCACUCGGGCUCUGUUCUCUGUGGUGUUUUGGGUCUUCAGAAGUGGCAGUUUGACAUCUGGAGCUGGGACGUGGACAUUGCCAACAGACUGGAGGCUGCAGGAAUGCCUGGGCAGGUUCACAUCUCUCAGGCCACUCUGGACUGUCUGGAUGGGAUCUAUGAGACGGAGGAGGGGCGUGGCCAGGAGCGCAGUGAGUUUCUUCGGAAACACAACAUAGACACAUAUCUGAUCCGUCCGGCUUUCAGGGAAGAGUCCAAGCCGCUGAAAGCGAGGCGUCCAAGCUACGAUGAGAUGACGACGUGGAGCGCUGAGCUGCCAUUUGGAGACAUCCUGGGGAUGAAUUUUAUCCUCGCCACUUUCACCAAUGGCUCUCUGACCCAGCUGCCCAAUCAGAUUGCAGCUCAGCGGUCGGGCUCGCGGGAGGUCAACAAGAGAAUUCGUCAGGCAAUAGAAAUUCGAAGCAGUGAGCGAAUGAGGAAGGAACACAUCACCACCUUCACUCAGGUGUUCAAGGACUCUCAAAUGGAGGGAAAGUAUUCCCAGAUGAGAGACGAACUCUUCAAGUCCAACAUGGUUUGUUCCUUCAUCCUGCUGGUGCUGCUAAUGCUGGUCCAGGUGCUGAUUCCUGCCCCGAGGUUGUGUCCGAUGGUGGUGCAUUUCAUCAUCAGCGGUUUCAUUUAUUUCCUGCUCCUGCUGAUUACUUUGGGGGAGGAGUUUAAGCAUUGUCCCGCCCCCUUGCAGUCUCUCUGUUGCUGGGUUCAUGAAACCAAGAGCAUGCGCACACUGCUCACCCUCACCGCCGUCACCAUCAACUUUGGAAUUGCCACCAUGGACAUCCUGUGGUGUGAUUCGUCAGAUACUGGAAGCUCUCUGGUGACUCCGCCCACCCCCGCCUGGUCCGACAUCAACAUCUGCACUCAUUCACAGUACAUGGUGCUGAGCGGUGUGGUUGCCAUGGUUACCUGCACAGUGUUCCUCAGGCUAAGCUGCGUGCUGCAGCUGGUGUUUCUCCUGCUGGCCGCCAUCUUCUAUAGCUACGUCAUCGAGACCCACAGCUCCCAUCACCUGUGCAGAAGAGGAGUGUGUGUGGUCCUCCUGGUGAUGUUUGUGGCGGUGGUCCUCUACAACAGCAGACAGCUGGAGGCAAUGGCGCGGCUGGACUUCCUGUGGCGUCUGCAGGCGAGGAAGGCGGUGGAGGACAUGAAGGAGCAGAGGGAGCACAACGAGUGUCUGCUGCUGAACAUCCUGCCCGUGCACGUGGCGCAGCACUUCCUGGAGAGAGACAGCAACAACGAGGAGCUGUACGCUCAGUCCUACGAACGAGUCGGCGUCCUUUUCGCAUCUCUGCCGGGAUUCUCCGACUUCUAUGAGCGGAAGGAGCUCGUUCAUCAGCACGUAGAGUGUCUCCGCCUCCUCAACCACAUCAUCAGUGACUUCGAUGAGCUGCUGGAUGAAUGUUACUUCCAGGCGGUGGAGAAGAUUAAAACCAACGGCAGCUCCUACAUGGCAGCUUCUGGUCUGUCACCUGACGGACAGGAGUGUGAGGAUGGCUGGCAUCACCUCAGUGAGCUGGUGCUGUUUGCUUUGGCCAUGCAGGAGUCACUGAAACACAUCAACACACACAGCGGGAACGACUUCCAGCUGAGAGUCGGUAUCGCUCACGGCCCGGUGAUCGCAGGCGUCAUCGGCGCAACCAAACCUCAGUACGACAUCUGGGGCACCACGGUGAACAUGGCGAGCAGGAUGGAGAGCACCGGGGUCAGAGGGAGGAUCCAGGUACCAGAAUCUACUAGCUGUAUUCUGGUGGAGCGAGGCUUCCUACGGCAGCUGAGAGGGGACAUUUACGUCAAAGGCAUCAGUGAACGUCAGGGAAAAGUUCGGACCUUUUUCGUGAGCAGCCAGGACGAGCGGUCCAGCUACGUGGAGCGAGGCGGCAUGCGGGGCUUCGGUCUGAACAGGAACACACUGGGAGCUGUGGUCUACGGCCUGGUGCAGGCGAAGAAGAGGGAAAAGCUGAGGGAGGAGAACGGAGGCUUUCACCUGGUGGAGGCGUCGUAGCAGGAGGGCAGAAUCAGAUGUUCGUCCACAGACAAGCUGAAGUUCAACCAUGUCCAGCAUCAUUUACAAACCCAGUUUAUUCCCAGAAUGCCUUUUAUAAAAACUUCUUCUUUUAAAUCCGUGUGCAGUGCAACAAACUGGACUUCAUAACUUUCCUCACCUGGACGGAGGAAACUCCAGCACCUGUUUCUUGUUGAGGCCUUUGAAGGACAGAAGAGAAACCCUGAAAUGGCCUCAUCUUCAUUAAAUAACUUUUAUAUGUGAAAACAGCGAGGAAAAGAUGCUAAACUAUAGCUUUUUAAUUACAGCUAACUUGAGGCUCAUUUAUGCUCCAUGUUAAAUACGUACAUGUAUACAGACGCUGUUCAUUUCCUGAGUAUUUCAGCAUGUUGUCAGAGAGCUUGUACAUGAUUACCCAAAUUUAGCAAAUGUAGUAGUACCACCAGCAUCAUGGGGGCAGCACUGAGCAGUAGAAAUCAUGUGAGACCAGCGAAAGAAGCAUAAAAGAAGAAAUAGCAGACCUUACUGAAGACAGCCUGUAUGAUUGUGUACAAAACAUAUUUCUGAUACCUCGCUUGUGCACAAGGACAGAACCGUCACCCUGUUUGUUAUCGUCUGAAGUGGACGUCAGAACUCGUAAAUGAACUCUGAACUCCGCACUGCCCUCUAGUGGAUGGAUUGGCUAACAACCAUGACAACGUAAAGCACACAUGGGAGUGAGUGGGCAGAGACG
Messenger RNA from Melanotaenia boesemani (Boeseman's rainbowfish), 4964 nucleotides. RefSeq names its product adenylate cyclase type 8-like. Gene Ontology annotation, biological process: cAMP biosynthetic process; intracellular signal transduction; adenylate cyclase-activating G protein-coupled receptor signaling pathway. Gene Ontology annotation, molecular function: adenylate cyclase activity. Gene Ontology annotation, cellular component: plasma membrane. The coding region runs from base 692 to 4231 and encodes 1179 amino acids. The transcript is spliced from 24 exons. NCBI's taxonomy places the organism in Eukaryota, Metazoa, Chordata, Actinopteri, Atheriniformes, Melanotaeniidae. The record is from RefSeq and is a predicted model, not a curated record.